GUCAGAGACGUCACGGGGAAGAUGGCAGUUUCCAGCUCUGUGCUGUCCCCCGUGUUUCGGUUGCUCCGGGCUGGGUGCGGGGUGCUGACCCGGGGGGCAUGGAGUCCGGUGCUGAGCCAGAACCGAGGCCUGCGGGAAUUGACUGAAAAGAAAGACGGAAACGUGACGGUGCUGGAGGGUCGGAUCAGUGAGGUUACGGCCGCCGUGUGUCCCCCGAACCCGUCCGGCGGGUGCCCGAUCUGCCGCUGGAACCUCAAACACAAGUACAGCUACACGGAUGUCCUCCUCCUGAGCCAGUUUAUCCGCUCCGACGGAGGCAUGUUACCGCGCAGGAUCACCGGUCUGUGCAAUGAAGAGCAUCGGAAAGUAGAAGCGAGCGUGCAGAUGGCGCACCGCGCAGGUCUCCUUCCAAAUCACAGGCCGCAGCAUUUAGAGGGGCGGACCCUAAAACCAAAGUUUCACCUGAACAGGUAUCUGACGCGAUAUUCCGUGACGUCUGUCAAACCCAUCCUGAAGAAGGGACUGAAGUGGUGUAAAGUGCGCAUGCCCGUCGGACACCCCGCUCUAAAGGACAACAUUAACUACAGAAAGAAGCCGCUGUACCUAAAGCACUGAGUGAGGAUGGGAAUGAUGUCCGUGCCCCCAAGCCCCCCCCGGUACCACAGCGUGACAUCCGUGACCCCUUUUCAAGGCUGGCGGGAAAUCGGCUCGAUAUCUGCCGGCAGCUCAUGAAAUAAAUCAAUGUCGUUUCUCA
Spea bombifrons (plains spadefoot toad) is the source of this 754-nucleotide messenger RNA. RefSeq names its product mitochondrial ribosomal protein S18A (gene MRPS18A). Gene Ontology annotation, biological process: mitochondrial translation. The transcript has 6 exons. The record is from RefSeq and is a predicted model, not a curated record. Lineage: Eukaryota; Metazoa; Chordata; Amphibia; Anura; Pelobatidae. The coding region runs from base 22 to 615 and encodes 197 amino acids. Gene Ontology annotation, cellular component: mitochondrial small ribosomal subunit; ribosome. Gene Ontology annotation, molecular function: small ribosomal subunit rRNA binding; structural constituent of ribosome.